AUGAGCUCACACGACCGGCACUCUGAUGGAGAUGUCAAGUCGACAGACUCUGACAAACACUCGAUAUCCUCCAUUCCUGUUCCCGAUCAGCCGGAAGUCGAGUCAAUCUCAACACCGCUGCCCACCACCGACGGCAUUCAUCCUGUCCCGAAUCACGACGAACAUGAUGCGUCAUCACUGGAGAAACAAGCCACGGCCUCGAUAGCCAGCGAAGACAUUGACCCCGUAUUCGUACCCAAAGGACAAAGAAGAGGACUACUAGCCCGUGUGGCUGUAGUGGCAGAGGUCGAGAAUCCCAAACACUAUGCUCGACGGACAAAAUGGCUCAUCACCUUUGUGGUAGCUAUGGCAGGUGCUGGUGCUCCGUUGGGUAGUGCAAUCAUCCUGCCCGGUUUAUCACAGAUCGACCGUGAAUUCAACUCUUCAUCCACGGUCACCAACCUGUCGGUAGCAUUUUACAUGUUAGCUAUGAGUGUGUUCCCGCUUUGGUGGAGUAGCUUCUCCGAGAUCCUAGGAAGGAGAACUAUAUAUCUGGUCUCCUUCUUCUUAUUCCUGGUCUUCAACAUCCUGAGUGCGGUCAGUGUGAGUAUUACCAUGUUCAUCAUUAUGCGCGUCCUUUCUGGGGGCGCUGCUGCUUCAGUACAAGCUGUUGGUGCUGGAACCAUUGCCGAUGUCUGGGAUGUCAAGGAACGUGGUAAUGCCAUGAGCAUGUUCUAUCUGGGACCCCUUUGUGGACCGUUGAUUGCUCCUAUUGUUGGAGGAGCAUUAACACAAGGUCUCGGAUGGAGGAGCACCAUGUGGUUCACAACUAUAUAUGGCGGAGUGCUCUGGUUUCUUCUUCUCUUCUUCCUGCCGGAAACACUGAAGGAUACUGUCUCAACCUCAGACAUCAUCGCAGCCUCGGAAAAGGACGACAACACUAGACCCACCCUCUCAAGAACCAGCACCCGCCAAAGUGUCGCUCUGAAGUCCAAGAGAUACGUCACGAUCCUCCGUCGCUGGUUCGUCGACCCUCUGGCCAUCAUCCUCAACCUUCGCAUUCCAGCGGUCGCUCUAGUAGUCUACUACGCAUCCAUAACCUUCGGCUCCCUCUACGUCCUCAACAUCUCCGUCCAACAAACCUUCGACUCGGAUCCCUAUAACUACUCGACCAUAAUCGUCGGUCUCCUCUACAUUCCCAACUCGCUAGGCUACUUCCUCGCCUCCCUGCUCGGCGGAAAAUGGGUCGAUAAAAUCAUGGCCCGAGAAGCCAAAAAGGCGAACCGAUACGAUGAGCACGGCCACCUCAUCUACCGCCCCGAAGACCGACUUCGUGAAAACGCAUGGCUGGGCGCCCUCAUGUUCCCACUAGCCUUGAUCUGGUACGGCUGGUCCGCCCGCUACGGCACAUUCUGGCUCGUCCCCAUGAUAGCAAACUUCUUCUUCGGCAUCGGCAGCAUGCUAAUCUUUGCCGUCGUCACCACCAUGCUCACUGAAUUCAUGCCCAAAAAAGCCAGUCAUGGUAUCGCGCUUAACAAUUUCGUUCGCAAUAUUUUCUCGUGUGUGGGUAGUAUUGUUGCUAGUCCUUUGAUUGACUGGUGUGGGGAUGGGUGGUUGUUUACGGUCAUUGGGAUUUGGUGUUUGGUUAGUGGGGUGCUUGUUAUUUGGAGUAUGAGGAGGUUUGGGGAGGGGUGGAGGGUUAGAGCUGCUGAACUUAUGGUUUAG
This is a messenger RNA of Aureobasidium subglaciale EXF-2481, 1704 nucleotides long. RefSeq lists its product as uncharacterized. The transcript has 2 exons. Bases 1 to 1704 code for a protein of 567 amino acids. The record is from RefSeq and is a predicted model, not a curated record. Gene Ontology annotation, molecular function: polyamine transmembrane transporter activity. Gene Ontology annotation, biological process: intracellular polyamine homeostasis; transmembrane transport. NCBI's taxonomy places the organism in Eukaryota, Fungi, Ascomycota, Dothideomycetes, Dothideales, Saccotheciaceae.